AUGGGUGGGGAUUUCAACUGCAGAGUAUCAGAUUUGAACCAAUUUGAUUCUGGAGCUUUUGAGUACGUGAACACCUUUUACCCAGAAAGGUCCUCUAGGGACAGAUUCUCCAAUUCUAGAGGUAAAACAUUUAUGGCUUAUAUGGAGGUUAAUGAACUGGUCCUCAUAAAUGGCCGCUUUCCUAGUGACUCUCCAGCAGAUUUCACAUUCAUAGGACCCCAAGGAUCAAGCAUAAUAGAUCUUGUAUGGUGCUCUAUGAAAGGCCUCAACCUCUUUUCUGAUCUACACGUGUUACAUCUAGCUUCCCUCUCUGACGACCUUCCUGUUGUGCUAACUAUGGCAUUGCCACCUCCACUUCCGGAGAAUGAAUUCGAGGUUCUUGAUUUAAAUCAGUUGUUUUUCGAUAAAUGUAAAGUAGAUGCCUUCGCCUCUCUGAUAAAAUGGAGGGAAGAGGUAGCCAACAUUGAUCAGGGGAUCGACGACCUAAACACAGUACUAACUAAAACUAUAAAAGAUGUAGCAUUCGAACUAGAUAUGCGAAAAAAGCACUCUAAUUUGAUUUAUUAUAAACGCAACCCAUGGUUCGACGACGAAUGUCGCGAUGUGAAAAAACGGGAGGCCUUAGUAACCAAAUUUGGAGCAAAUGCAUAUCCAUUUACGAUGGCAUUGAUGCCAUUAGCACCACCCUCAGUUCAAUUAGUUCCGGCUAAAGAAUACAGUGGAGCACCAAUCGGUACCAGUUAUGAUGUUCGAGUAUUUGUUGCGGAGAGACCUGAUGAGAAAUUGAUAAGAAAAACAACAAUGGUUCGCAUGGGAAUCAGAGUAAUUCAAGGUCCAACUUCACCCCCAUCAACAAACACACUUUGUAACGUGCCUUCCACUACAGGGCUGCCAUUGCCUAGCAGAAUUCAGGGCUGCGAUCCUCAUAAGAUAAAAGUUUCAUACAACGAUAUCACCUACACUGAUAUCACGGAAGCAGAAGAACCAGAAAUUCCUCAUGCAGUGGUGGAAAAGCAAUUUCUGCUGAGCGACGGUCGCGUGCGUCUAGAAGCAAGUUUGAGUCAUGCAAAUUAUGCUCACGGAGAUCCAAUCAUAGUUCGUGUUCACGUCACCAACAACAGUAAUAAGACAGUCAAAAGGAUCGAGGCGUUUGUAGUUCAACAUGUGGAUGUAUGCAUGUUCAGUAAUGGAAAAUUCAAGAAUAUUGUGGCCCUAGUUUCAUCACGAGAUGGUUGUCCAGUGGAUCCGGGUUUUACGCUCACGAGGAGUUAUACUCUAAAGCCCGAGAGAAGCUCAACAAAAAACUGGAUUGCUCUGGAAGACAGUUACACCAGUAAAUCUAGUGGAAAUUUAGCAGCGACAGUUGUAUGUGCCGGAAAAGCACCAGACGACAGAAACGUCUUCGCUAUUUACGUCUCCUACUACGUCAAGGUGAAACUGGUGGUAUCCCCAAUCGGGGAAUGGAUAGGGGGUGGAAUAUCAGUGAAGCUACCAUUUACGUUGCUGCACAGUGACCAGGAUCCGGAUUUAAAUUUAGCGGGCAGCCCCUCGUCAAUCAGAGAUUCAUCAAGGGUCCUAGAAAAAAUCGUGGAGCACUCCAAGCCCUCGGGAGACAAAAAGGAAAAAAAUCCUCGAGAAAAGACAGAGGUUAUCACCAAAACCAAAGAAGAAAUGAUGUCAGAAGCGGAUUUGAUAGAGGACUAUGACGAGUCAAAAACCACCUGA
Belonocnema kinseyi is the source of this 1725-nucleotide messenger RNA. Its product is annotated as beta-arrestin-2-like. The record is from RefSeq and is a predicted model, not a curated record. The coding region runs from base 1 to 1725 and encodes 574 amino acids. Gene Ontology annotation, biological process: signal transduction; G protein-coupled receptor internalization. Gene Ontology annotation, molecular function: G protein-coupled receptor binding. Gene Ontology annotation, cellular component: cytoplasm. Lineage: Eukaryota; Metazoa; Arthropoda; Insecta; Hymenoptera; Cynipidae. The transcript has 6 exons.